GUUAUCUUAGCGUUUGUCCGUCUAUUGCCGUUGCAUUUUCCCCGUCAACGUUUAACCGGACCGGUCCACCACCCGUUUGUUUGUUUAUUCGUGUAAUUUACUUUAUCCUUAUAAAAUUCGAGCAAAGGCAUGAUCGAUUUUUCUCGUUUAUGGUAUGUGGUCCAGUUUCUUAAUAUCAUUUUCACAUUAACACUAUAAAUAUUUUUCUGAUUUAACUUUUAUGGUAGACGAAAUUCGAAACGGGAUAAGCUUGGAGAAUGACAAAAAAAAAAAAAAGGGAUAAGCUUGGAGAAAUAGAAGAGAGACAAAAAUUGAAAUAAAGGAUUGAGAAAUGUUUGGGAAUAAUUUUGACAAAAAAAAUGUUUGGGAAUAAAAGAAGAAGAAGUGAUAGUGAUGAUGAUAAGAUUCGAUUUUAAUUAAAAAGAUGGGUCCCGAAAUACAGCUGGUGUGGAGAAGUACAAAUAAUAAUUACUUAGUUUUUAAGACUAUUGGAAAAGUGAUAUUCAUGAAUUUAUAGAGUUUGGGUGGGGGAGGAGAAGACACCAAGUACAAGUUAUAUCCAAUAACAAAAUUGAGGUCUUGGACUGUGGGAAAUGAAAACUUUAAUGACCUAAAAAAGCGACGUGAGUUCUGAAUUUUCAGAUAUUUUAAGCUCACAAAUUAGGUGGUGGACCUAUUAGAGAUUAUAUUUAUAGGGAGUUAGGGACUAUGGCAAUUGAUAAGAGGAAUUAGGCGGUAUAAACACGACGAAAUUAGGCAUUUUAGGCCAUCAAGCAUCUCUAAGGAUUAUUGGUAUCUUAUCCUGAUACCAAGUUCAUUGAUAUACGUUUGGAUUUUGUUGAUUGUUCAAUUCACAACCAAACAGAAAACUGAUGGUAAAAGCAAUAUGAGUUGAAUCUUGUAGCUAGUUCCGGAAGAUGUGGGUCGAAUAAUGGGAUAUUUGACUUGGGAAACAAACACUAGCAUUUUUCAAAUAAGUUUUUACUUUUUCAGCAUUAGGUAAGUCAAAACUUUACUUGCCUAUCGAAUAUUAGCAAAGAAAAUGUGAAACACAUAUGAUGUAAGAUAGAAGUGCUUCGCAGUUGAUCCGAAGUUUUUUAUUCGCAUUCGGAAUUCAACAAACGAUCAAGUUUCAUUGUAUAUCGGAUAUUCGGAUGUAUAUAGAUUGAAGAAUAUGUAGCUCAAAACUACAUUGGUUUCAUGGAUCAAGUCCUUAGAUCAAAUUUCAAACUAUUAAUUAACAGUUGUUUUUUUAGAAGAUUGCAUAAGCUCGUUAAUGCCAUAUUCCAUAUCCGAUUGCAUUAACUGGACCGGAUUGGUCUUGAUUCGAUUAUUCAAAAAAGAUGGCUUCCUGACUUUGUCAUCAUGGAAUCUUAUUAAUUUCAUCGGUCAACUUCGACACUUUUCAACCCACUAGACCUUCUGAUCACAAACAUGGCAACAUCAACUUCAAUAUUUCUGACUUGUUCAACCAUGAAUAUACCUUUACUAAAACCUCUCUUAAUCUUCAAUUAGCUUUGACUAAUAAUCACAAAAACCAUGGAUCACGAUCUCGACAAAUUCCCUUUACUCUCUUAUGUCCUUCACCAACUUGACUCCAAUCUCCACGCGCCGCCGUCUAUGGCUGCGCAAGAAACUCUCCUUCCUUCUUUUCCUCUUCUCUCCGAUCCUCAAGUCAUGUCUUCUUUGACUCAAUCCAUCCCCACAACCAUCACACAGACGCUUUUCGUCUUCAACUCUCUCGGCUCUCGUCCCGAUCCCUUGGCGGUCUCCUCUGCUCGGUCCAAGAUCGCUCAGAUUAUGGAUUCGCUCUCGCCGGAAGAAGCGGCAAAGGAGUCGGAGAUUUACACCGGAGUUGUGCGGUUGGAUGAGGUACACGAUAGUUACGAGAAGAAGUUGAAGGAUAUAGAGGAGGAGCUUUCUAGGGUUUAUGCUACGGAGGUGGAAUCGUUGUUGAGAAGCGGCGAAGAAGUGAAUGAGGAGGUUGUUGCUGUGCUCAAGGUGGCGGAAUCCGGCGAAAUCGUUGAGAGGAUCGAUCUCUCUGGCCAAGAACUUAAGCUUCUCCCUGAAGCGUUUUGGAAAGUAGUUGGCUUAGUUUACUUGAAUCUCUCUGGCAAUGACUUGACGGUUAUACCUGAAGCAAUCUCGAAACUCAAGAAGCUAGAAGAGCUCGAUGUAUCUUCGAAUUCUCUUGAAUCUCUUCCUGACUCUAUAGGGAUGUUGCUUAACCUUAGGAUCCUUAAUGUGAAUGGGAACAAUCUAACCGCACUCCCUGAGAGCAUCGCGCAUUGCAGGUCACUGGUUGAGUUAGAUGCAAGCUACAACAACUUGACUACAUUGCCUACAAAUAUUGGAUACGGAUUACAGAACCUGGAGAGAUUAUCGAUCCAGCUGAACAAACUCCGUUACUUUCCAGGUUCGAUAAGCGAAAUGUAUAAUCUGAAGUAUCUUGACGCACACAUGAACGAGAUCCACGGGAUACCAAAUUCUAUCGGGAGACUAACGAAACUCGAGGUUCUAAACCUAAGCAGCAAUUUCAACAACUUGAUGGGUGUUCCUGAUACAAUCACUGAUCUAACUAACUUGAGGGAGCUUGAUCUAAGCAACAACCAAAUCCAAGCAAUACCAGACUCAUUUUACAGGCUGAGGAAGCUGGAGAAACUGAACUUGGACGAGAACCCGCUUGAGAUCCCGUCUCAAAAAGUAGCUGGUCAAGGAGCUGAAGCGGUUAGAGAGUUUAUGAGGAAGAGAUGGGGUGAGAUUAUGGCAGAGCAGCAACAGAGGAUUGGCGUUGAGGCUGAGCGACAUGGAAAUGAAACCGGGUGGGUCUAUUGGGGAACCUCCAUGGUUACUAAUCUAGUUUCUGGAGUGACCCAGACCAUUGGAUUUGGAGGAGCAUCUAGUGAUGGUGGUGACAAGAAACCUGGAGACUCGUAUUUUUAUCACCAAAUCUGACUUCAGCUAAAUUUUCGUUAAUUCUAAAGUGUGUUUUUAAAGUGUUGGGGUCACUUUCUUGUAAACUUAAAAACUUAUGCAUAUUCUGAAUUUAAAAACUUUAUGCAUAUUCUGAUUGGGCUUGCACGGAUAAUAAAUAAUAAAAGUUAUUUAUUUAUUA
Arabidopsis lyrata subsp. lyrata is the source of this 3115-nucleotide messenger RNA. RefSeq names its product plant intracellular Ras-group-related LRR protein 2. NCBI's taxonomy places the organism in Eukaryota, Viridiplantae, Streptophyta, Magnoliopsida, Brassicales, Brassicaceae. Gene Ontology annotation, molecular function: protein serine/threonine kinase activity; protein binding. The coding region runs from base 1540 to 2955 and encodes 471 amino acids. The record is from RefSeq and is a predicted model, not a curated record. The transcript has 4 exons.